Messenger RNA from Colletotrichum abscissum, 522 nucleotides. RefSeq lists its product as uncharacterized. The transcript has a single exon. NCBI's taxonomy places the organism in Eukaryota, Fungi, Ascomycota, Sordariomycetes, Glomerellales, Glomerellaceae. The record is from RefSeq and is a predicted model, not a curated record. The coding region runs from base 1 to 522 and encodes 173 amino acids.
AUGUCUCUGGCAAAGAGCCUCGCCCAAGACAGUCGCCGGACUGACGGCGUUGACGGUAUAGUGAGGCUUGUUCUUCUUGACAAAGGCCCACAAGGCCUUCUCGGCCUCGACCUUGCUGGCUUGGUAGACUAUGUGCCAGUGAUCAGGGGCGUGCGGAGGCGGAGCCCAAGCAGUCUUGACUGCGUGGUCGUUCUAGGCGUCCGGUCCUGCAUGUGCGGUGACCCCGGGACUCAGGUCAACGGCGGCGACAAUAGAGCUAGUGUAGACAAUCGACUUGACGGACGGCUCGCGAGGCGCAGCCUCGAGAAUCGAGACCAUACUGUCGACGACCGGAGGUAUUACAUCCUGGGGACUGUCGGAGAAGGAAAGAAUCGAGGCUAUGUGAGCGACUGCCGAUACUCCUUUGAUCGCCCCGUCAAAGGCAUGUUGGGCGCCGAGGUCCGGGACUUGUACGAGUUCAAGAUCACCUCGGUCAGCAAAGGGACUAAAAACGUCUUGGGUGAGCUAUGUAGCUCUGUUUAG